AUCAAUAAAGCAAAAGUAGCAUGUGUAAUGUUACAUUCUAUAGGCUAAUGUUAUACCCUCAGUAGCUAGCUAGCUAGCUAGCUAAUGCUACACUUUUCAGGGUUUUGGAAUGGGGGGCUUUUGACCUCUCCAGGUAACAAAUCAGCCUGAAAAUAAAGAAUACCUUGCAUGUAGUCUGUGGAGCACCACUGUGGUGUUGUUGUUGGGCCCUUGUCGGAGCUGGCCAGUGCUACGCUCUGAUUGAUCAGCCUGCUUUCAAUGGCCGGGACUUAGUGAAGGGUCAAUUAAGUUUGAAAAAAGCUAUCAAGUUAGGUCUAAUCAAGAAAACCCAGCUGUCUACAGGGUGGAUUAGUGACUAGGCUGACAGCUUUCUCCCCUUUAAUGGAGCAAGGCUAGCAGUUCCCCCCUGCUUCCAGUCUUUGUGCUAAGCUAGGCUAAACAUGUUCUGAUACCCAUCUACUCAAUUGCCUCUGGGGAAGAAAGAGAACGUUGUUUCUCCAGUCUUCUCAGUAGACUGUCCAUUAUAGUCAUACUGUAGGUGCGGUGUAAAGUGCGUGUGUGUGUGUGUGUGUGUGUGUCUUUAAGCAGCUCAAACAGUAGAGCGUCUCAGUGUUUGUUCAGUCUGUCAAUGAGUAAACCUGUAGCAGGAACAACUCCUCACAUACAGUGAACCUGAAGUCACAGCUGUCUGCACCAUGGACACAGGAGUCAGUCCGGGUCAUUAACGCACUGCUGAUUCACGUCUUGCUGAGCUGAACUGAGAGAGAGCAAGUGAUAAUGGCAGCCGUCGGAGCAGAGGUCGCUGGGUCGUGGUUCCUGUCAGGAGUGGCUGGUUUCUUCAUCCUUCUCGUGCUCCUCUCCAUCUUCCUUACAGCACUCUGCAGCGACUGCAACAAACGUUCUUUUGAGCUGCGAGAGUCUGAGGCGGACAAAAAUCCUUCAACUCUUAUCAGAGUGGUUAAGCUGGAAGAGGCCAUGGUGGCGAGAGAGAAUCCGAUGAUCAAUGAGAUACAAAAUGAUGAAAAAGAUUUUAAUCCUGGUCAAGAAAACACAGUCUCCUUCACUCCUUGGAGGAGCCACUUGGGGGCGCCACAGAACCACCAAGAUGCUCAGACCAAUGGCAGUGCAGCAGUGAUAAAGACAGCAAGUGUUUCUGACACUGCAGGAGAGUCAAAUCCUAAAGAGGAAACCUCUGUCACGUUCACUCCGUGGAGGAGCCACCUGAGGGAGCCACCUAACCAGGGUCUGGAUCUCUGUUUUUGUGACAUAACAACUAGAACAAGAACGAAUCAUAUCUACCACACCAUUGGUGAAGGGCGGAGCAGCAGCGGAGGUGAUGCUGACCAGUCAUCAUUACCAACCAAUCAGGAGCAAGAGGAGGAGCACAGCGCUCCCUCUGCAGUGGCGGGGGAUUUGAUCGACAAUAAAUCAGUGUAUGCACGAGUCAGCAAAAAGGCGACACCGACCACACCCCCUGUUUAUACACAUGAGGAGGUGCAGGUGGAGGAGGAGAAGGAGUCUUUACCUCCACUGCCUGAUAGGAUGUCUCUGGAGGGAUGACGUGUGAAGUGUGAAAGGACAAAGACUGAAAGACGGCAGCUAAAGGGCAAAAAAUGAAAGACUAGGAACAAAUGAUAAAGGAUGAAAUCUAAGUGAACAAGGACGAGAAAUAGAGAUAGGAUACAAAAAGAUAAAAGACAACAAAGGAUGAAGAAAGAAGGAUAAUGGUGUGUUUCCACAAAACACAAUGGAAAUUUUUGCCUUGUGUUGCUCGUGGGAAUACAGGCACUGUAGUGCCACUGGUGAAUAUUUGCCCUGAAGAGCUGUUCUAACAGCUGUGCUAACCUAACUGGGGAAGGCAGCUACCAGCUAAAGUAAAGUAAAACUGAUGGCUGGAAUAAAGUCAUGUCAAUACGGUAAACACGGAAGCCCCACAAUCUGAAGCACCAAGAAAAAAACACUCUAUUAUUUUUUCAUCUUGUCCAGAGCAGCACAUUACUACUUAACUCCUCCCAUGUUACCUGUCACAAUAGACCAACUAAAAUUACUCAGAGCAUUCUGCUAAGAAGCAGCUCAACAAAAACAGUGGCAUGCAAAAGUUUGGGCACCCCUGGUCAAAAUUUUGUUUACUGUGAGUUGUUAAGUCAGGAGAAGACGAAUUGAUUUCCAAAAGGCAUGAAGUUGAAGAUGACACAUUUCUUCAGUAUUUUAAUGAUGUUUAGGUCGGGGGACUGUGAGGGCCAUGGCAACACCUACAGCUUGCUCCUCUUGAGGUAGUCCAUUGUGGAUUUCGAGGUGUGGUUAGGAUCAUUGUCCUGUUGUAGAAGCCAUCCUCUCUUCAUCUUCAGCUUUUUUACAGAUGGUGUGAUGUUUGCUUCCAGAGUUUGCUGUACUAUAAUUGAAUCCUUUCUUCUCUCUAACUGUGAAAUGUUCCCUGUGCCACUGGCUGCAACACAAGCCCAAAGCCUGAUAGAUCCACCUCCGUGUUUAACAGUUAGACAGGUGUUCUUUACAUGAAAUUCUGCACCCUUUUUUCUCCAAACAUACCUUUGCUCAUUGUGUCCAUAGAGGUCUAUUUAACUUCAUCAGUCCACAGGACUUGUUUCUAAAAAUCAUCAGGCUUGUUUAGAUGUUCCUUUGCAAACUUCUAAUGCUGAAUUUUGUGGUGAGGACACAGGAAAGGUUUUCUUCUGAUGACUCUUCCAUGAAGGUCGUAUUUGUACAGGUGUAUCUGUACAGUAGAACAGUGCACCACCACUCCAGAGUCUGCUAAAUCUUCCUUCAGGUCUUUUACAGUCAAAUGGGGGGUUUGAUUUUAUAUGAGCAGCUCUCUUGGAAAGUUUUCUUGGUCUUCCAGACCUCAACUUGACCUCCACAGUUCCUGUUAACUGUAAUUUCUUAAUUAUGUUAUGAACUGAGGAGACACCUACCUGAAAACACUUUGCUAUCUUCUUAUAGCCUUCUCCUGCUUUGUGGACAUCAGUUACUUUAGUUUCCAGAGUGCUAGGCAGCUGUUUAGUGGAGCCCAUGGCUGCUGAUUGUUGGGACAAGGUUUUAGGAGUCAGAGUAUUAUAAAGCCAUGAAAUCUGCAUCAUCUGUUCUUUCCUAAUGAUAAUUGUAAAGAAGAAAGAGCCCUAACAAGCUAAUUAAGGUCUGAGACCCUGGUAAGUUUCCUGAGAGCUCAAAUGUCUUGGGGUGUCCAAUCUUUUGCAUGGUGCUCCUUUUCUUUUUUUGCUCUAAAAUUGUACAAAACAAAAACAAUACACUGAUCUUGCUUAGAAUGUCGAAAUACUUAUUUCAUCUUUAACUUCAUGCCUUGAUCAGUUUAUCUGCUACAUAAUUAACUGUAAUUAACACAGUAAAUACAUUUUUGACAAAGGGUGCCCAAACGUUUGCAUGCAACUGUAGCUUAAGAGGUAUCAGAUACAUAUUUUCACAACUUACAAUAUAGUCCUAUGGCUUCACUCACUUUUCUCUGAGCCCUCUCCUUUUUGUUCUGUCUCCAUACUGAUGUUGAGUUGAAGAGCUUUGGGUGUCACACAGAGGGCAACAAUAAGUUAUUCCACCAUUUCUGAUUCUCAGUGAAAUCAGGAGGAUCUCAGCCAGAUCUCAACACUGAUAGGCUUUUGCAACACAGCGUCACGUGAAUUUCUUGUACAAGUUGAAAAUUUUUAACUCAUUUCAUGUCAUUCACAUGCAGUACAAAAUGCUUGCUUUGCCAACGGCGUGAACGCACCGACAAACAAUCAAACUUAAGAUAAAGGACAAAACACCGAAACAUAUAACUUACAUUUGUGCUUCUAAAAAUGCUAUCCAAGUUAAUUAUUAAACAUAACGGGAUGAGCUUAUCCAGUGAUUUGGCAUUAGUGACAUUAGUUGGAACUUACUGAAGAUUUAGAACAAAUCAAUCAAAGAAAUAAAAAGAAAAACAACACAUGUUAUUACAUGUUCUUACACUGUAUGUAAGGACUUUUUUCAGGCUUUACACGUCUUGACUUUGCUUUUUGUGUUGAGAUUUGAUUUUAAUGUGGCAUGGUAAAUUAUUGUAAUGACCCCUGACUGCUGAAAGUGCAGAUAAGAUGUAUAUUUUUCUAUAAUAAAGCUAUGCAGUUUAAAAAGA
Molecule: messenger RNA, 4120 nt
Organism: Epinephelus moara (kelp grouper)
Lineage: Eukaryota; Metazoa; Chordata; Actinopteri; Perciformes; Serranidae
Exons: 9
Coding region: 778-1560 (260 amino acids)
Source: RefSeq, a predicted model, not a curated record